Diuraphis noxia (Russian wheat aphid) is the source of this 1899-nucleotide messenger RNA. Its product is annotated as small glutamine-rich tetratricopeptide containing protein. Gene Ontology annotation, biological process: post-translational protein targeting to endoplasmic reticulum membrane. Gene Ontology annotation, cellular component: membrane; TRC complex. Lineage: Eukaryota; Metazoa; Arthropoda; Insecta; Hemiptera; Aphididae. The record is from RefSeq and is a predicted model, not a curated record. Gene Ontology annotation, molecular function: molecular adaptor activity; protein binding.
GUCGAUCGCUAUAAAAGUAUUAUUAUUACUAUUAUUUUUAUGUCCAAUCAAAUACAUCACUGAACUUACCCAAUAACCAACUCGUUAUCAUAGCUAUAUCACUUAAGUAACGAGUCAUGACUGUUCACUUAUUUUGGGGCUCUUAUGUCAUGUCCUAGUGUUGGCCGUUUGGACACUUUUGUUGUUGCCGUCGACGAAGUUAUGUCAAGUGUCAAUAGAAUUCUGAUAUAAUAUUUAUAACAACGGAGGACAUCUGAACGGUUAAACAACACUUCCUAUUGUUGUAAUAGUUUAAUAGGAGUUAUCGAUUAAUCCAUCAUUUAAGAUGGAAGACAAAAAAAAAAUUGCUCUUCUUAUUGUAAAUCAUUUGAAAACCCAACUAAGUAAUGAUAGCUUCAAUGAUGAAUCGUUGGAAAGUAUGGAAGUAGCAGUUCAGUGCAUUGAGUCAGCAUAUAGUUUAAAUCCAACUGAAUCUGAUAAUGUUGAGGUUAAAUUGGAAAGCAUUGUGAAAGAAUAUUAUCAAGUUAGAGAACAAAAGCCAAUCCAAAAGGCAGAAAUAAGUCAAGCACAUAAAGAAGAAGCUGAAAAUCAUAAGAAAUUUGGGAAUGAGUACAUGAAAAUGCAAAAUAAUGAUAAGGCUAUUGAAGCCUACACUAUAGCAAUUAAAUUAAAUCCAUUGAAUCCAAUUUAUUAUUGCAACAGAGCUGCUGCCUUUAAUGCUAUUGGCAAGUAUAUUAAUGCUAUUCAGGAUUGCCAGAAAGCGAUUGAACUUGACUCAACAUAUUGCAAGGCAUAUUGUCGUUUGGGAUUAGCUUUUUCUUACCUGAAAGAUUAUGAUAAAGCAGCGUCAUGUUACAAAAAAGCAUGUGAAUUAGAUCCCGAUAACCAGGGUUAUCAACGGAACUAUCAGCUUACAUUGAAUAACUUGCAAACAGUUUCUGGAACACCAUCACAAUCGCCAAAUGAUCCUAUCACAGCUACUCCAAAUUUAAUGGAAACUGCUGCACGUAUUAUGACUGAUAAUCCAGAUGUGUCAUCAGUGUUAAGCAAUAUUUUAGGAGAUGUAACUAGUACUGGCAGUGAUGGACUAGAUAGAUUAAUGCAAGUUGGACAAACUAUAGUUACUCGUCUGCAAACAGCCAAUCCCAAUCUGUUAGAUGGAUUACGGAUGCAAUUUCAGAAUGCUCAAAACGAAGGACAACCGCCACCACACAAUGGAUAUCAUGAUGAUGAACCUCAACCUUAGUUUAGCAAAAUAUAAGCUUUAAUUUCUUAAAUAUUUUUCUUAUUCAUAAACAUUGAUAUUAUAUUAAAAUAUAAUAAUUGAUAACCUUUUUUAAAUUAAAAUUAAUUUGAUCGGUUUGUUAAUCAUUAGUCAGAUAGAAGUUGCCAAAUGUGUGUGUGGUUGUUAAACCAAGUGGCAACAGUUGUUGUUGAGAUGUUUAAAAACAAAGUAACCUAUUCUCAUACUUCCUCUUUAUUUUUAAUCUCAAACCUUUAAAUCAAUCAAAUAUUUACCAGUCUACUUUGUUUACUAUAAGGUCAUACUAUAUUAUAUUUAAUAUAUUCAUACUCUUUUGGAUUGUGAACCUUUCCUAAAAAUACCAGGAGGUAGAGUCACCAACCAAACAUUUAUUUGGCAACGACAAUAGUUCUUGAAGUACAGUAUAAACUAUAGAUUCUAAAAUAUUGGCCAUGGUUCUCUUAGUUAAUGAAUUCUUAAUAUUUUUAAAAAUUAUGUUUGCAUUUUCUUUUUGUUGUAUACACAUUACACAAUAUAACCGUUUUUUAUUAAUUUUUUUUUAAUAUUGCCCAUUUCUUUUGAGUAUAAACUGUUUACAUUCCUUAUCGAAUGAUGUCAUCUCUCUCGCAACCCUUCCAUAAAUAUUUAAUUAUUGA